AUGCAGACGUUACACGAGGUUAUUGAAGACGGAUCCUUCUGGCUGCUGCCGGACCGAGACGUGCUGGACUUGAUAAGAUCGGAAUUUCCCCAAGAACUCGAACGACUAAAGAACGCGACCUUUGUGCGGAGCUCUAACGUGCCUCGUCCCCAGGGGCCUUCUAUUGCCGAAUCACUAUACGGACAAGAUUAUGCUGAGAUCAACCGCACUCUGGUCGGCGUGCUCGCGCUUCGCUGGCUUCAUAAUGACGACUAUGAUCGUUUCAUCGGUUCCCAGGGGCCCCCACCGAUUGUGCUGAAGCGCCCGUCUUUCGCAUGGCUCCGAAGUCUCUUCGACAACGGUCUCAAGAGCAUCGAAGACACAUACACGCUGAUCGUCUCCAUGGUCACCAAUGAUCUGGGCAAGGACCCCGCCCUCGCAGCGGAUUAUGCGAAGAAGGUGGGCGUCGACAUCUCGAAAGUCAACCACGACAUGAUCCUGUACUAUGCGGUCGAAGAGGGGAUGGUCCCCGCGCUAGACCGCCUGACGAAGCAGGCCCGAGACUAUCUCCUGCUGGGAAUCAAGCUGGGCUCGGAGUUCAACUUCGGACAACUCGCGCAGGCGGAGAAUGCCCCGGCCUCGCUGUCCGGUCUGCUUGACAUGCGCGGCCACGAUCGAGCCUUCGAAAUGCGCUUCAUGGAGCAGAUCCUGGACCUCGCGGGCGCGGCUGGCCACGAGGACUGGACCUGCGCCAGGAAGAUGAUCGAGCCGAUCUUCCAGUCGUACCGGAACGUCUACGAUGUGGCCCACGGCAUCAUCUACGAACAGAUGCCUCUCCGAGAGGGCUACGACAUCAUUCUCCGUCGCAAGCUCGCCCUGCUCCAUCAAGCGGGAUAUUCGCGCCAAUUCGACAUCACGCAGCCGGGAGAUCGGGCCUUGAUGCGUCUAUUCUGCCUGGGCAACACGUCGAACGCAGACAACGCGGACGUUUUCUUCUCGGCGUUCACGGAGCGCAUUCCCCCCGAAACACGAUCGCAGUUAACACACGGCUUGAACGUCGACGGCUCGGUCGAAGAACCAGCCGUCCAACCGACUUAUAUACCGGCAAUGCUGACGAAGGCCAUGGGCAAUACCGCGACUGGGUCGCAAAAGGAGAAGAUUUCCGCCGUGGCUGCGAUGUUGCGGUUCCUCGGACGGUGCUUUGUCGUCGAGCCCCAAACCCUGCAGAGACUGCCGCGUGGCGUGACGGUCAUUGAGCGGGACGUGAGGAAGAUCAUCCCCGUGCUGGAGAGCGAUGAGUUCAAGCGUGACCCAGACGUGUUGGACAAGGAGAGUAUACCGGAGGGUCAAGUCGCGAAUAUGGCGCCCGGUUUGGAGGUCUCGGGUGGGAGAGACCAAAUAUGA
Molecule: messenger RNA, 1383 nt
Organism: Cladophialophora carrionii CBS 160.54
Lineage: Eukaryota; Fungi; Ascomycota; Eurotiomycetes; Chaetothyriales; Herpotrichiellaceae
Exons: 1
Coding region: 1-1383 (460 amino acids)
Source: RefSeq, a predicted model, not a curated record